Molecule: messenger RNA, 957 nt
Organism: Phragmites australis (common reed)
Lineage: Eukaryota; Viridiplantae; Streptophyta; Magnoliopsida; Poales; Poaceae
Product: protein ASYMMETRIC LEAVES 2-like
Exons: 1
Coding region: 8-883 (291 amino acids)
Source: RefSeq, a predicted model, not a curated record
AGGAUCGAUGUCGUCAUCGAGCUCGCCGUGCGCGGCGUGCAAGCUGCUGCGGCGCAAGUGCACGCAGGGGUGUGUCUUCGCGCCCUACUUCCCGCCGGACAACCCCGCCAAGUUCGCCAGCGUGCACCGGGUGUUCGGUGCCAGCAACGUGUCCAAGAUCCUCACCGAGCUCCCGCAGGCUCAGCGGGAGGACGCCAUCAACUCGCUCGCCUACGAGGCCGACGCGCGCCUCCGCGACCCCGUCUACGGGUGCGUCCCCUACAUCACCGUCCUCCAGCUCAGGAUCAAUCAGACCCGCGACGAGCUCGCCACCGCGCGCAAGGAGCUCGCGGGGUACAUCGGUCCGGCCGCCUUCGCGCCCUUCGUCGCCGCGCCGCAGUACCAUCACCCCGGCGCGCACUACGGUGACGCCGCCGGGAUGGGGCUCGCCGUCGGCGUCGCGCACGGGCACCCGCACCCGCAGAUGGUGCAGCUCCAGCACCACCAGAUGGCGGAGGCUCAGCAAUUGGCCACCGCGGUGGAGGUCGCGAAGGAGCAGGACAUGAUGAUCAGGCAGGCCGCGGCCUACGCGCACGCCCCGCCCAGAAGUAGCUCCGGCGCGACGGCGGCGGUCGUGCCGCCCGAUGCAGCGGCGUACGAGGGCGGUUUCCUCUUCCAGCAGCAACCGCCGCCGUCACAAGCGCAGACGGCGGUGGCGCUUACGUACCAAAUGGAGCAGGAGCCAUCACCACCGCCGUCGUCGUCGGGUCAGUCGCAUGCCGAAGAAGUGCCGCAGCAGCAACAUACGGAUGGUAGCGACGAGGGCAGCGGUGGUGUCGUGCCGCCGGCCUCACCUGACGGACGGCCGCAUGCUCGGCCGCCCUCCAGCACCACCGUGUCUUAAUAUUUGUGCCGUCCUAAUUUAGCCUUUUAUUUUUCUUUGCCUUGCUUAUUAUGUUUUUUUUUUCGUUUUAUUAU